AAACCCCGAGACCUAAACAGGUAGCGCUGCGAAGGGUUUAGGUUUAGUGUGUCGACAGUAGCACCUUCGAGACGAGAAGUUCUGGCCAUCUGCGAGGCGAGAUUGUACCGUCCGAAGCCAGGGUUUCUGUGACAGGAAAGUAGGAAGGGUUCGUGUGGAUCAAUCUCGCUUUCAAGAGUCGUGUGCACGCGUUCCUCUGGUUGUCGCAGACAUCUGCCGGAUUCGAAUUUGGAACGAUGUUGCGCAUUGUGAAACCGAAGACGAAGAGAGCGAAGCGCAUGCUCGAGAAGCGUGCGCCGAAAGUGGACGAGAAUGUCAAAAGGUUAAUGCUUCUCCAAGGUACCAAAUCGAGCAGCUUGAUAAAAAAUGUCAUUUCCGACCUGUAUCAUCUGAAGAAGGCUGGAGGCGCUGCCGUCAAGUUUUCGAGGAAGAAUGACAAUGUCCGACCUUUUGAAGGUGGUGGUGAGACCUCACUAGAGUUUCUCUCAGCAAAGACGGACUGCAGUCUUUUUGCGUUUGGAACGCAUUCUAAAAAACGACCGAACAACUUGGUGAUUGGAAGAAUGUACGACCAUCACGUGCUAGACAUGAUUGAGCUUGGAGUUGACAAGUACCAAUCUAUUGCGCAAUUGGGCGGCGGUAGGAAAGCUGCGCCUCAGGAAGGUUCGAAGCCUUGUUUUGCAUUUCUUGGGGACGCAUUUGAGAGCAAACCGGAGUUGGCGCAUUUGAAGGAAAUGCUUCUGGAUUUCUUCCGUGGCGAGGAAGUAGAAACCAUAAACGUGGGAGGAUUGGAUAGAGUUUUUGUUUGUGCCGCGGCUGGUGAUAAGGUUUACCUAAGGCACUGUGGCAUCGAGUUGAAGAAGAGUGACGAAAGUAAAUUUCCACGCGUAGAGCUGGUGGAGGUUGGGCCUUGCUUCGACAUUAGCAUAAGAAGAAGUAGAAAACCUAGUGAAGAUCUUCGUAGAGAAGCUAUGAAGAUGCCAUUGAAGACCGCGAAGAAGAAGGUGAAGAAUGUCAAGGGAGACUCUCUUCAAGGGAAGAUUGGAAAGAUCUACAUGCCCAAGCAAGAGGUGGAAGGCAUGGCUCUAGCGAAGAUGAAGGGAUUGAAGAGGGAACGAAGGCAGGCAGCCGCAGCUAAAGCAGCGGCAGCUGCUGACACACCCGCCAAAGAAGGAGAUGGAUCUGUAGUAGCAGAAGAGACCCCAACGCAAAAGAAAGCACGUCUGUAAAUCAGGAAAAUGAUAGUUAGUUUGUAGUUAGAGAAAUUCAAAUUCUGUGGUUUCCCUCCGGCUGUUCGAAUCAUUGUAUAUUAAUGAGAGAUGUUCACAAUCGUCUGUUCAUGCGUCGCCCUUUGAGGGGUGGAGCUGUCUGCUCUGCGUUCCCGGUUCAGCAUUUCACCGCGGUGUGGUGGCCCGUCUUUACACUAAAUGGGAGUGUUCGCGCUCGAUAAGUUGGAUCUACCGAAUGAAGCUAUGCAGACAAUAGUUUUUGAGAACCGAGAUUACUUAGAUAACCAUGCAUGUGUACAAUGAGUAAAAACUCCUCACUGAGGAUCCCCUCCGCGAGCAUGCAACCUAUUAAAUCUCCUACGGAAGAUACUGGCUUCGUAGUUCUAUGUUGUUACAUUGUGUACCC
Marchantia polymorpha subsp. ruderalis is the source of this 1635-nucleotide messenger RNA. The record is from the annotation of a GenBank genome assembly. Lineage: Eukaryota; Viridiplantae; Streptophyta; Marchantiopsida; Marchantiales; Marchantiaceae.